Messenger RNA from Sphaeramia orbicularis (orbiculate cardinalfish), 1265 nucleotides. RefSeq names its product heat shock protein, alpha-crystallin-related, b6 (gene hspb6). Lineage: Eukaryota; Metazoa; Chordata; Actinopteri; Kurtiformes; Apogonidae. The transcript is spliced from 4 exons. The coding region runs from base 553 to 990 and encodes 145 amino acids. Gene Ontology annotation, biological process: negative regulation of apoptotic process; response to heat; protein refolding. Gene Ontology annotation, cellular component: cytoplasm; nucleus. The record is from RefSeq and is a predicted model, not a curated record.
UGUAUGUUUUCCUCAGUAAAAGUGAAUGAUCUGCGUGGAAUUGGCUGAUAAUCACACGUGCCUCGGCAUGUGUUUGGCACGACCCGCUGUCACUGUCUGUCUCUGCAAAUCACGGCGUCUUUUGAACUUAUUUUUGGACGGAUCUUCCUGACAACCGACCUUAAGCAUGUAGUCUGUAACAGGUCAGAACUUCACAUGCACAGUCUGCUCGUACUGCGACUCAUAUCAGCAAAUGGUAGAAAAGGAAUGGCGCUCUAAUCUCAGUAAUAGGUAAUAAACACACUGAUUGGCUUUAAUCCUGCAACAGCUGUGUCACUUCCAAAACACUUCUCUGUCAGCCACCAUGGCUCUGCCCGAACACCCAUGUGGAGGCUACUCAUAACCCCAGAACAAAACAGAGGCAAGGUGCCCCACUGUGAAUUCCCCACUCAUUAUGCAACUGGAGUAUAAAGCACAGCUCACUGCAGUCAGGAGAUCCGGAGACAGUCAGACGCUCCAGUUCAUCCCUGAUCAACGCACUCAGAGAUUAACAGGCAAAACAAGAGAUCUGGAAUGGAUUUUAUUCUACCACCCACCACUCCAGAUGGGGGUAUCCCAUGGGAGAAGUAUUUGCCACCUCUUAUACCUCGCCUCAAUGGGACAUAUGGACAAUACAACUGGAACCCCAAAUUGUUAAUUCCAGAAAGUGAGAAUAUCAGCUCUGCAGAGGUGAACUGCGAUGACAGUGGAUUUACAGUUCAAGUUGAUGUCAAGUACUUCAAACCAGAGGAUCUGAUGGUCAAAGUGAUAGGAGACUUUGUGGAAGUACAAGGAAAGCAUGAGGAGAAAAAGAAGGAAGGUCCCGGGUUCACGACAAGGCAGUUUAAUCGACGCUACCGAAUCCCCAAAGGAGUGGAUACCAUGGCUUUGGAGUCCGCCGUCUCUCCAGAUGGAAUCUUGAUCAUAUCUGCGCCUCUGCUGCAAACUGAGAACUCCAGAUCCCUGACCUAAUCCCAUUAAUACAAAACACGCAAAUCCCUUCCAUCUUCACCAUAUAUGAAGACAAAUGUAACAGAAGCCGUGAUGAACACACACAGGCAGAAAGCAGAAAUAGCUUCAGACUCCUACAGUCACAGCAACACUCAGUGCGUGCCAAAACACGAAUGUUAUGUUCCUGGCACUGUUUUAAUAUUCCCUGCUCUUGAGGUUUGUAUAUACUGUUCUGCAACUCAUCAAUCUUACAUAAUGUUUCAAGGAAGCAGUCUUUGUACAUAGUCUGUUCACAA